Messenger RNA from Moesziomyces antarcticus, 1011 nucleotides. RefSeq names its product glyoxalase bleomycin resistance protein dioxygenase superfamily. The record is from RefSeq and is a predicted model, not a curated record. NCBI's taxonomy places the organism in Eukaryota, Fungi, Basidiomycota, Ustilaginomycetes, Ustilaginales, Ustilaginaceae. Bases 1 to 1011 code for a protein of 336 amino acids. The transcript has a single exon.
AUGACUUCGCGCUCUGCCUCUUCCGGGGCGAUUCCCGCGCUGGACCAUCUGAUCCUGCUGGUCAACGACCCACGCACGGCAUCUUCGCAGAUCGAGAGCGCACUGGAGCGAGCGAUCUGCACGUUCUCCGCGCUCGGCUUCCAAGUUGUUCGCGGCGGUGUUCACGCGGACGGGAUCACAUCCAAUGCGCUCAUCGUCUUUGCAGACGGAGUAUACAUUGAGCUGGUGCAGUUCGAGGCAGCACCUGGGCUCUCAUCUGGCGAAAAGCAGGCGGAUUUCGAGGCGAGGAGGAAGAAGCACUGGUGGUACAACUCUCGUCCGGGGUGGAUCGACUGGUGUCUGCAGGACGGUAUUUCGGACGGGAUGAUUCAGAGCAUCAACGACAAUGCGCAGCGGUUGCGACAGACGGCUCUCGAGGAAGAGCAGCGUGAAUCGCAGGACGGGAUGCGAAUCGUCGCACCCCGACUUCACUAUCUCGCCCCGCAGGAGGGAGGCAGAGUUACAAUGACGGGCGAAGAGUUGCGGUGGAAAGUAACCUUCCCCUCCCCACCCUCGGGCACCGUGGGCAACUCGAGAUCAGCUGUGCCGUUUUGGUGUGCGGAUCUUACGCCUCGCGAGUUGCGAGUUCCACUCACCCGGUCGAUGCACGAGAAUCGCUCUCCCGGCAUUGCAGAGAUCACCCUGCUGUAUGCGCGCGAUACAGUAGCUGCGUAUCUCGACGUAAGUCUGGCACUCAAUCAGCCGAUUGAUGCUGCCACCCUCCCCAUCUCUAGCGAGCUACAGCUCGUUCCCAACCACAUCCCCCAUCGACUUCUUGCUGCUCCAGCCCCUGCGCCCAAACCAGACGCGACGCUGGCAAAGGGCGAGGGACAUCCUCAUCACCAGGCGGGGACGCCACAAAAGUUCAUCAGGGUGGCAGUAAAGGUCGCGGAAGAUCCCCAGGAUUUCGCCUGGAUCGAAAGGCAUGGAGAGGGGCUGUACGAGGUGGCCAUUUACGGUGCGUAUCCUUAG